Messenger RNA from Scutellospora calospora, 485 nucleotides. Lineage: Eukaryota; Fungi; Glomeromycota; Glomeromycetes; Diversisporales; Gigasporaceae. The record is from the annotation of a GenBank genome assembly.
CCGCAAUUGGCGAUAUCAUAAGGAACUUCGUCUCUGGUUAACAAAAGAACAAGGGACGGAGCCAUUUACGAAAACUCAAGUUUAUGAGCGAGGAAACUAUAUCUUUUUCGAUCCAAAUACUUGGGAGAAGGUUAAAAAAGAAUACCUUCUUAUGUACGAAUCUUUAGAAGAACGACCUACGAUGUUAAGCGGCAUGGGUGGAUCAUCAUCUUCUUCAAGCCUUUCUUCACUAACGACACCAAAUUUACAACAACAAGCUGCAGCUCAACAAAAUCUUGCAACAAAUUCAAUGAAUAUGGCAAAUUUAAUGAAUUUAGGAAAUUUAUCUUCAACAGUAGGUGGUGCUAGCGGGUUAAACCCAGGUGCCUUGGCUGGUUUAGGUGCCGCUAAUCCUGCACAAUUACAACAAUUACAUCAUCAAUAUCCUACAGGAGCGACCAAUUCAGGAUCACAUCAUCAAUUAGGUGGACCUGGUCUUGUACAAG